Molecule: messenger RNA, 2549 nt
Organism: Cuscuta campestris
Lineage: Eukaryota; Viridiplantae; Streptophyta; Magnoliopsida; Solanales; Convolvulaceae
Source: the annotation of a GenBank genome assembly
GGUUUUGGUAAGAAAAAAUCAUAAAUACACGUUGAUAAUAAAAAUUUAAGUUAAAAAAGGAAUGUUGAAAUGGAGAUCAGAGUUUUAUUUAUUUACCAAUCAAGCACAAAAAUAAUGUUGUCUAAGGUGGCUACGAACGACGGGCACGCAGAGAACUCGGCAUACUUUGAUGGCUGGAAGGCUUUUGAGAGCGACCCUUAUUGCCCCGCUAAGAAUCCUCGUGGCGUCAUUCAAUUGGGCUUAGCUGAAAAUAAGCUUUGUUUUGAUCUGGUUCAAGAAUGGGUGGUGGAAAACCCCAGUGCAUCCAUAUGUACUCCCCAGGGGUCCCAAGAUUUGAUGGAGGUUGCCAUCUUUCAAGACUAUCAUGGCCUCCCUCAUUUCAGAAGAGCAGUUGCAAAAUUCAUGGAGAGGGUGAGGGGAGACAGAGUGACAUUUGACCCGGACCGGAUCGUUAUGAGUGGAGGUGCAACUGGAGCUCACGAAACGCUAGCGUUUUGUUUGGCUAAUCCCGGCGAUGCGUUUCUUGUCCCGACUCCAUACUACCCCGGGUUUGAUAGAGAUUUAAAGUGGAGAACUGGAGCACAACUCUACCCUGUAAUGUGCGAGAGUUCAAAUGGUUUCAUGCUCACCAGGGCAUCCCUUGAAUCAGCAUAUGCAAAAGCUGAAGAACAAGGAAUCAGAGUGAAAGGGUUGUUGAUAAACAACCCAUCGAACCCACUAGGUACUUUUCUGGACCGCGACACUCUAAGAGACGUCGUUUCCUUCAUCAACGACAAGAACAUCCACUUGAUAUGCGACGAAAUAUACGCUGGCACGGUCUUCACCGAACCUGAUGAAUACGUCAGCAUUCCUGAGAUCAUCGAGGAAUACAUCGGACCCAUCAAUCUUGAUCUCAUCCACAUCGUCUAUAGCCUAUCCAAAGACCUCGGCUUUCCCGGGUUCAGGGUAGGCAUCAUUUAUUCCUACAACGACCGAGUAGUGAACAACGCGAGAAAGAUGUCGAGCUUUGGCCUGGUUUCGACACAAACACAACACCUAGUUGCAUCCAUGUUGUCGGACGAGGUUUUCGUUGAGAGAUUGUUACGGGCGAGCUCGGAGAGGCUGAGGAGGAGACACAACGCGUUCACAAGCGGACUAGAACAAGUGGGGAUUAGCACUUUGAAGAGCAAUGCAGGGUUGUUCUUCCUCAUGGAUCUGAGAGGACUCCUCAAGGAACCAACUUUCGAAGCGGAACUUGAGAUGUGGCGGGUUAUAAUCAAGGAUGUGAAGCUGAACGUGUCGAACGGGGGCUCGUUCCAUUGCUCGGAGCCGGGAUGGUUCAGGGUGUGCUUCGCGAAUAUGGACGACGAAACCAUGGCGGUGGCGCUCAAAAGGAUUAGGGAGUUUGUGAACCAAAUUAUGAUGAGAAAUGGAGGCGUCAAUAAUUCCGAAACUUCUCCGCCGAAGAAGAAGUGCAGAGGGACGGCGGAGAGGUCACUCAUAGAGUACAUUCAGCAGCGGAUAAAAAAAAGGCCGCUGCCUUCUCCUAUGCAGUUUGAAAGACUUCUCAAAUUAAAUACGGAGUAAGAUUAUAUUGGUCGCCAUCUCUCCACUCUCCCCCAUCUAUAGUAAUCCAUAUCCUUUCUCGCCAAUCUCCAGAAAUCCACGCCAUCUCCCCCAUCCCCCUCUUCUCCUGUAAUCGACACAAUCUCCCCCAUCUUUUAUAAUCAAACCAUCACAAUAACGAGGUUUCUCUCUCUAGGUUGAGACGCUGGAAUCUUCGUCCAUGAACAGUGAUCCGCGACUCUCAAAAUCGGAGAUUCCCCUUGAAUUUGUUGAUUAUUUUGACUGAUUUUUGUUUCUCUUGGUGUGAAAUUUGAAGCUCUAUUAUAAUCUGAAUUUUCCGCUGCAGAUUUGGGCGUGAAUCGCAGAAAAUCCGACGCACUCAUUGUCCAUCCUCAUACUUCGCAGGUGAAGAUUUUUGCACUAGUUCAUACAACCCAGCAUCUCAAACAUACUUUUAGAUAGGUUUGGUCAAAGAAUUUUACAUUAACAACCUUGGACCAAACAAAUUUGGAUUAUAAUCAGUUUGUUUUUGUUUCUGUAAUACAUUAGUGAUCUGCAUAAAGAAAAUUAAUUUUGUUUCAUAAUUGAAAAUGGUAUUUAUGCUAGAAGUGUAUGCACUUGAUACCCAUUUGAUGAGCUCCACCUACUGAUUCUUACUUCCAUAACGAUAUUGUCAGAAAAAUAAUGUCGGGUAGAAGAUAUCUUAAUCAUAAACAUCAAGCCGGGCGGGAAGAAAGGUGCAAAGAUGAGCUCUCAAGCAUCAGUCCAUCAAAUUUUAUGUUCAUAAGGGACGAGAAACCUGACAAAGUCUUCACACGUGAUGGGAAUGAUUUCUUAUCUUUAAUAGUCUAGUUGUUCUUCUCUUCAUCUCCAAUGUUUAACAUUGUUGUUUCAUUUUUCCUUGAUUUUAAUCAUUAAAUGAUGAAUGUUGAAUAUUUGUGGAGUUCAUUCCUAGCAAUUCAUCUUUUGAUGUACUCAUUGAUACAUAAAUCGGAUGCUUGAGA